This is a messenger RNA of Uranotaenia lowii, 1282 nucleotides long. Its product is annotated as F-box/LRR-repeat protein 15-like. The coding region runs from base 115 to 1005 and encodes 296 amino acids. Lineage: Eukaryota; Metazoa; Arthropoda; Insecta; Diptera; Culicidae. The transcript has 2 exons. Gene Ontology annotation, biological process: SCF-dependent proteasomal ubiquitin-dependent protein catabolic process. Gene Ontology annotation, cellular component: SCF ubiquitin ligase complex. The record is from RefSeq and is a predicted model, not a curated record.
ACAAAACAUUGAAAUCUUAUUUUUUUUCGCGAAAAGGUGUUUGAAUUUUCAAGUUUUUCAAUUUACCUAAUAUUUCUGUGUUUUUCCAUAAAUUUUCUCCAAAAAACGCAGCUCAUGGCAGAAUCAAGCUUCUGCUAUGAAGCUAGCUCGGAGUUGACGCUUUUCGAUAUCGUUUGGGAAGAUGUCCUGUUCGCUAAACUCCUUCCCCUGCUUUCCCUGAAGGAUUUAUUCAAUCUGCGCUGUUGCUCCCGUCUGAGCAAACAUUUGGUAAACAACUACCUGCGUCGGAUUAAGGAGGUCAAUUUGUCCGGGAAUAACAGUCAUAACAUUGAUAAGGCAUUUGCCGUUUUGGCUCGUAAAUGCCGAAACGUUCGAGUAGUAAAUCUGGCGAAAUGCAGCUGGUUGCGCGAUAAGGCAUUGUGUAAAUUUCUCAAAUCUAAUGCCCGCAUCAGCCGGAUAAACCUCAGCGAAUGUACGGGCAUUACGGCGGCUUCGCUGCAACCGAUUAUCAUCGAAUGCAAAGAACUAGUGGUUCUGAAGCUGGCUCGCUGCAGUUGGCUUACGAUUGGAGCCAUGGAAGCUCUCACACUGCAUCAGUCCAACAUCCGGGAGCUGGAUAUAUCUCAUUGCUUGGCCCUGAGCGAAAGGAGCAUUACCGUGUUUUUGCUCAAUUGUCGGCGAUUGAGAACGUUGUCGCUGGCAUAUAUUCCUGCGGUAUCUGACACGGUGCUGCUGAUGGUGGCCAAAUAUUCGAAAGAGAUCCGGCACCUGAACAUCGUCGGCUGCCAGAUGGCUUCGGACCGGGGAGUGGGAGCACUUUCCCUUUACUGUUCGGUCCUGGAAUCGCUGAUGGUACGAGAUUGUCCCUUCAUAACGGAGCGAAGCUUGGCACUGUUACGAGAAAAGGUUUUCAUAGAUCGACCUCGACAGUUUCAGCAGCAUCUUAACCUAGCACCAAAUGUGGCAGGUGGUGCCGGAUUUCCGCGACUAUUUUUGCAAGUGUAAUGAAUAUCGUUCCUACGAAGAUAACUAAUAUAGAAGGAUCCUUCCGAUGCAGAACUAAAACAGGGUUUGAAAAGCUGAAACAUUUUAAUUAGAAGAUGGCUUAGGUUGAGUCAAACUUUUCAUUGAUGUUUGUAUGUGUAUUAAAUGAUUCUCUAAAAAUAACUUAUUCUAUGUAUGUUAUAAGUUGAUAUUGCUAGAUAAAACUAUUAAAAAAAGUCAGUAAGUAGUGAUUAGAAAUAAACUUAUCUAUAAAAUGCCCAACAAAUAAAUAAAGAUU